Oncorhynchus tshawytscha (Chinook salmon) is the source of this 1364-nucleotide messenger RNA. RefSeq lists its product as uncharacterized. NCBI's taxonomy places the organism in Eukaryota, Metazoa, Chordata, Actinopteri, Salmoniformes, Salmonidae. The transcript has 6 exons. Bases 55 to 906 code for a protein of 283 amino acids. The record is from RefSeq and is a predicted model, not a curated record.
AGUAAGACGCUAUGUCAGAGACGAACAGGGUCCAUUUUAAAAGUCCUGUUGAAGAUGAUACGUGUAGAACUUUUAGUUCUCUCUCUCCUAACAGUCUUAUCAGUGGUGAUGGGAGAUACCAUUGGCUACCUGGGAGAGUCUGUCACCUUAUCCUCUGGAGCCAAUCCAUCCUGGCACAUCACCAAGAUAACGUGGUCCAUAUACAACAACGACACCUGGAUCGCAACAUUCAGGAGCAGAAAUAGCAACACAGAAUGGUUCGGGAAGUUUAAGAGUCGACUGAGUCUCAACACCUCGUCUGGUGACUUGGAGAUCAGAGAUGUUCAGAGAGGGGAUGAACUGGUUUACUCUGUUCUCCUCACACACAGUCAGGGGGAGCAGCAGAUCAGUAAGGUACCGCUCACUGUGACAGAGCGUCUCGUUGAGCCUAGUGUUCAAAAGAUCUUCAGCGUUCUGAAGGACGGACACUGUGUGAUGGCUCUUCAGUGCUCCUCUUCGGUGAAGGACACCAGAUUUUCUUGGGAGCCAGAAGCUUCGUUUGACGGCUCCUUCUUGAGGGGGGGUCCCAACACCAACGUCUCUGUUGUCUGGGCGUCUUACAGCCCCAACAGAAAUGUCAUCUUCAUCUGUACUGCCAGCAACGGGCUCACUAACGCCUCUAAGGUUGUGAGGGAGAUAUGCCAAGAUGAACAGCCAAAGCCUGACGUGGUGGAGGGGGAGAACCGCGUCCCCGGGAUCAUAAAAUUGCUCUUAGGAUUUCUGUUCGGAUGUCUUUUAACAUAUAUUUUCAGAGAGUCCCUCACAUGCUUAUCAAUCAGGUUCAACAAGAGUCGAAGCAUCAGCAAGUUGUGUCCUACACUUUCGGGAGUUGAAAAAAACUCCAGCCUACCUAUAGAGAGGAGUUGAACAUUGGAGCUGUCAAACCAAUACUCCAGCCUACCUAUAGAGAGGAGUUGAACAUCGGAGCUGUCAAACCAACACUCCAGCCUACCUAUAGAGAGGAGUUGAACAUUGGAGCUGUCAAACCAAAACUCCAGCCUACCUAUAGAGAGGAGUUGAACAUCGGAGCUGUCAAACCAAAACUCCAGCCUACCUAUAGAGAGGAGUUGAACAUAGGAGCUGUCAAACCAAAACUCCAGCCUACCUAUAAGGAGGAGCUGAACAUCGGAGCCGUCAAACCAAAACUCCUGCCUACCUAUAGAGAGGAGCUGAACAUCGAAGCCAUCAAACCAAAACUCCAGCCUCUGUCACAUGAUCUCAGUAUAUGCAACUUUUCAAGAAAGUUAGGAACCAAUAUGCACAGGCAGUUAGGAAAGCAAAGGCUAGCUUUUUCAGACUUUUUUUUGCAUCCUGUAGCAUAAACU